AUGAAGCUCACGCCCGAACUGCUUUCACGGAGCAGCUCCUCCAUCAACACUCUUCGGGAUCGCGAACUUGAUCUACGCGGCCUCAAGAUCCCAGCCAUCGAAAACCUCGGAGUGACACGCGAUCAGAACGAUGCGAUAGACUUGACCGACAACGACAUCCGAUACCUUGGCAAUUUUCCCCUCUUGCAACAACUGAAAACGCUACAGCUGGCCAACAACUUGAUAUCGCGCAUCGAUCCACGCAUUGGACACUCGCUGCCAGCAUUACACUCUUUGAACCUGACCAACAACUGUAUAUCCGAUCUUUCCGAGCUCGUACAUCUCAGCAAGUGUCGUCGGUUGGAGUAUUUGUGUCUGAUGGGGACGCCAGCGAGCCGCGAAGCACAGUAUCGCGAAUUUGUCAUCUGGAAGCUACCACAGGUGCGCGUGCUCGAUUACCAGAGGAUAAAGGACAAGGAGAGGGCACGGGCCAAAGAUUUGAUGGAGACAGAGGAUGGAAGGCCAACGGCGUUGGCAGCAAACAUCUUGAAAAAAUUAGGAGCGAGCGCCAUGGAUGUCGACGUCGAUGUGAUGGUCGGAAAGCAAAAGACAUUCGAGCCAGGAAGGUUGAAUGGCUCUUCAAGACGAUUGUUGACAGCAGAGGAGCGCAAAGCCAUUGAAGAUGCGAUAGAGAGUAGCGAAAGCCUGGAAGAGAUUCGAAAGUUGGAAGAGCAGCUCAAGAUGGGCCACACUUUCGUGUAG
Messenger RNA from Mycosarcoma maydis (corn smut), 741 nucleotides. RefSeq lists its product as uncharacterized. The record is from RefSeq and is a predicted model, not a curated record. Lineage: Eukaryota; Fungi; Basidiomycota; Ustilaginomycetes; Ustilaginales. Gene Ontology annotation, biological process: mRNA splicing, via spliceosome. Gene Ontology annotation, molecular function: U2 snRNA binding; protein binding. The transcript has a single exon. The coding region runs from base 1 to 741 and encodes 246 amino acids. Gene Ontology annotation, cellular component: U2 snRNP.